Molecule: messenger RNA, 381 nt
Organism: Diorhabda carinulata
Lineage: Eukaryota; Metazoa; Arthropoda; Insecta; Coleoptera; Chrysomelidae
Exons: 1
Coding region: 1-381 (126 amino acids)
Source: RefSeq, a predicted model, not a curated record
AUGGUAUCCAUUGAAGAAAGUGUCAACUUCCCCACUGAAUUUCUAAACUCUUUACAAGUACCAGGAAUGCCAUUACAUUGCCUUCGUCUGAAAAUUGGAACUCCAAUCAUACUAUUCAGAAAUCUCAACUCCCCAAAAUUAUGUAAUGGAACUAGAAUGAUCGUAAAACAGCUAUCGAAUAAUAUCAUUGAAGCUGAACUUAUUUCUGGAAAGACCAAAGGACAGACAGUAUUUAUACCUAGAAUACCUCUGAUCUCUUCGGAAUUGCCAUUUCAAUUUAAAAGACUGCAGUUUCCAAUAAAAUUAGCCUUUAGUUUUACAAUUAACAAAGCGCAAGGACAAACUUUAAAAUAUUGUGGCAUUAACCUCAAAGAAUCCUGA